AACAGCAUCUAAAACUCUGAAGUGAGAGAGAGGAGGGGCUAGGAAGUGCUGCCCACGCAACUAGCUGAGAUGUUUGUUGAUAUAGCAGCCACACCUUUUCCUACCAAAGAGAGUCGAGGACUUGUUAGGGCAAGCCGGCCAACAACAGUAACACAGACCUAGAGGACUGAAAAUGAGCUCAUUGCUUUGGCUGCUGUGCCUUUGCUGUGUACCUAUUGCUCUUUGUGAUGAUUGCAAUCAAGUAACCUCUAGCACACGAGUGUGCUCAGAUGAGGGGCAAGUGUGCAUUGUACAGGUCUCAACCAUCUCCUUGUCCAAUACUGGGAGGGUCCAAAUCUGUAGGGGUGGACAAUGGGGGCUUGUGGCUACAGAAAACUUCACUGUCCCGUGGAGCAGUAAGAAUGCACAGGUGGCAUGUCGCCAGGCUGGGUUUAGAGGAGGAGCCCUUAAUUCAAUGUAUCCACUCACGGGUUCGUUUUCAGAGGUGUUUCCUUUUUUUCCAGUACACUAUGUUGGUGUGAGUUGUGGUGGAUCUGAGAGUUCCCUGUUGGAAUGCAUCAUCAGAAAUGGCUCCGGAUUAGGAAUUACUCCUGGGGCUGUGUUUGUGGUGUGCAGGCCAGAAACAGCAGACUAUUCAGAUGUCCAUGAGCCAGGUGUUCAGAAUGGUGACUUGAGGCUGUAUGGUGAUCGCACCAAUGGGUGGGGUGCGGUUGAGGUCUACACUCCGAGCCUGGGGGGGUGGGUCUCAAUAUGUCCUGAUGGGUUUGAUAACGGUGAUGCAGCUGUUGUGUGCAGACAGUUUGGUUACGAAACAGGAUUGUCCAUCCCUUAUAGUAUUUCUCCUCAAGCCAUCUCUUCAUCACGCUCGUUGUAUGAUACUGAGUGCACUGAUCUUGAUCCUUCAAAUAUUGGCUCCAUUGAUACCAUCGUAGCCGGGAAAUGCCGAUUCUUGUACACUCCUUUUUGUCCAUCUGGUUCAUCAUUGUACGGUGGAGUGAGGUGCUCAUCAAGGCCAAGUCUUACUGAUGGUAGCAUUCGACUGCUUGGUUCCAAUGGUAUUACUACUGGGCUCACAUCCGGUAUCGUGGAGGUGUUCUAUAACGACCGGUGGGGGAUGGUGUGUGAGGGAGGCGUGUUUGCUAUUAGCGAGGCAAGAGCUGUGUGUGAGCAGCUGGGCCUGGAUGAAGAUGAUGCAUCCAUUAUGUCCGCAGUCAGCUUGCUAGACGAGGAAAGUCGAAUGAAGGCUAUUUGGUUGACUCGCGUGAACUGUGGUACUUCUGACGACGUGUUCACCACAUGUCAACGUGUCAGUCCUAUUGGAUACGGAGGUUGUAGCGGAACACAGCGAAUAGCAGCUGUGAGAUGUGGUAGUCCCACUAGUGAUGAUGGGGGAUUCUCAAGUGGGGGCAUCACUGGUAUUAUCAUUGCCGUCAUCUUUAUCAUAUUCUUUGUCAUUCCACUGGGUUACUAUUUUGUUAUUGACUACUGGAAAAAGAGACAUCAGUACAGCUGGUACAACACUAUGACUACACCCAGUGAAUGGUGCGACUGCUGCUCUUCCCCAAGUGUUAACACACAGAGAACCUUUGAACUCCAGCGAGAGAUCACUGUUGAAGCGCCAGAGACAACCAAUACAGAACCUGCUCCUGAACCUGUUGCAUUUGGUGGUUUUGGAACGCCUUCAAACAGUACAGCAGUGGCAACCGAGCCAUCCCCGGAAACCAACGAGCUUGAAAACCCAGGAUUAUCUAAAGUACCUCCUCCAGCAUACAAUGCCUCAGAAAACUUUCCAUCUUUUACGAGCAAGCCUCAAGAUCUCCCACCACCCUAUCCUGGACCCAGCGUGGGAUUCGUGUUUCCCCCUACUACUCUCAAUGAAGCCACCGCACCUCCAGCCGCGGGUUCCCCUAGUUAUCCAUCCCAGACGUCCAAUCAGGACCCUGCAUACCCUCCACCCACUGUUGGACUGUCCGUUGAGCCCACUGCCCCACCCCCCUCUACCGGAUAUCCUCAAGACCCGGCCUACCCUCCCCCACCACCACUGGCUGGACAGGAGCUGCCAUAUCCUGUGAACAUACAGUAUGGAGGAGGAGCUUACCCACCUCCUACAGUACAAAUAGACUCUUCUGACUCUAGAAACGAGAUGGGUCUCAUGAAGAUUGCUUCUGUUUUGUUCUGCCUGUGGCCAGUAUUGAAUGCACAGAGUUUGUGUAUUGAGGGGGAUAUUCGGAUCGUGAGUACUUCUUCGUUUGGAGUUACCGGAGCUGGGAGAGUGGAAGUAUGUCACAAUAGUGUGUGGGGCACUAUUGCACAGCCUGGCUCUCUGUGGAGUGAAAAGAAUGCACAGGUGGCCUGUAGACAGGCCGGGUAUGCGGGAGCACUCAACUCAGUCUUUACUAUAGGACUAUCUUUCAGUGAUGUGGCAGCCGCCACAACUCCCGUGCACUACAUCGUGAAUUGUAGUGGCCUCGAGACGAAUUUGUUGUCAUGUGAAAUCAAUGAUAAUGUAGCGCUAUACCAGUCCUCACCCACUAGCUACAUCCACAUUGACGAUGUGUUUGUGGUCUGUCGACUCAGAUCAGUUUAUUCUCCUGUCCACCCAUCUGGUGUACAGGUUGGUGAUAUCAGGUUGCUUGGUGACUCGGCUAACGGCAGAGGAGCUGUAGAGAUCUACUCAAAUACGUUCCAGUGGGUGACAAUCUGUCCUGAUGGAUUUGAUGAUUCCGAUGCAUCUGUGCUGUGUGGUAGACUUGGCUAUGAUGGGGGCAGGAGGAGCUUCUACAGCAUCUCUCCGCCAUCCACUGGGAGUCAGAUCCUUUUCGAUGCUGAAUGCUCAGAGAAUGGAGUUUCUGUGGGUCUUGUCAGUCGCAGAAUCGUGGCUGGUGUUUGUUCAUUCUCUUCAUCCUUGUCUGGUUGUCCAUCAGGAGACACUGAUCUGGCUGGAGUCCAGUGUUUCAGCUCCUCAUCAAGUCCUGGAUCAGUCCGCCUGUUUGGAGGGGAUGGCUCUAGUGGUGUGGUGGAGACGCUCUACAAUGGAAAGUGGGGGAUGAUUUGUGAUUCUUCAUUUGGCACGACUGCCGCGACAGUUGUGUGUUCCCAACUCGGAUUUUAUGGACCUGAAUCUUCAUCCAUUACUGCCAGUUCAAGCCUGCUUGACACAGAGAGUAACCUGAAACCAAUAUGGCUGUCUAAUGUUGUUUGUCAGGAAGGUACUUCGAGAUUAUCAGAGUGCAGUCAACCUGGUGAGCUCAUAGGAUUUGCAUCGUGCAGAAGUGGGCGUAUUGCUGCAGUGUCUUGUGGUACGCAAUUCUCAGGAGGGGAAAUUGCUGGUAUUGUCAUUGGAGUACCAGCUGGUUUAAUUAUUAUAGCGAUCGUUGUGUGGUUUGCUGGAGUGAGAGAAUGCUGGAUGAAGAGAAGCAACAACCCUCACUAUCGCUCUCUUGUUGCCUGCUGUACUGGAUGUAAAACUCAAUGUCAAGAAACAAGAAGUGUAAGGAGAGAGGCAGAAGAAGCUCGGAGAGCUCAGAGGGAAGCUCAAAGAGUUCAAAGGGAAGCCGAACAAGCUGCUCAGAGAGACGCCGAGGCUGCAGAAAGAGCCCGACAAGCUGAAGUGAGUGUUCAAAUGGAGGCAGUUGCAGCAAGUGCACCAUUUCCAGAACCGUUCCCAACUAAAGAUGGAGAAUUUAUGAAGGCAGCUCCUCCCCAGUAUCCUUAUGCUAUCGGCUUUCAGCAGGUAGCCUCUGAUCUUCCCCCUCCCUAUGCAGAGGCAGCAGCUGGAACCACUUACCCAUCAGUUUUUAUCAAGUUUCUUUUUAUUUGUGAUAAUUAUAAUGUGCAUAAAAUUUUAAUGAUGACCCUUCAGUUAGACCGAUUUUAUGCUGAUAACAAAUACACAGUCUACUGCGUUACAAUAGAGAAAAGUCGGCCAGGAAGGAGAGCCGUUACAAUAGAGAAAAGUCGGCCAGGGAGAGCCAAGAUGAGUUCUAGUGUGGAUAUGAACAGUGGUGUGGUGUACCUAGACUGCAAUGCUACGACUCCUCUGGCUCCUGAGGUACUGGAGGCCGUGACAGGAGCCCUGAGGGACGCCUGGGGAAAUCCCAGCAGUGGUCAUCAUGCAGGAGUUAAGGCUCGUCAAGUGAUUGUGAAUGCUCGCGAACAUGUUGCGAAGAUGAUCGAAAGCGAUGCACAAGACAUAAUCUUUACGUCUGGUGGGACUGAGAGUAACAACAUGGUCCUGGACUCUGUAUUGAGGCACUACUCCAGUACGUCUGAUUCCUCUCUCCCUCACGUUGUCAUUAGCAACCUGGAGCAUGACUCCAUUGACCUCACUGUCAGGGAACUGGAAAGUAGGGGGAAACUUGAGUUAACUGUUGUCAAGUGUGAGCCUACCAGUGGAGCUGUGGAGCCAGCUGCCAUCGAGAGAGCCCUUCGUCCCAACACUGCCCUAGUGUCCGUGAUGUUGGCCAACAACGAGACCGGGGUCAUUCAACCAGUGCGGGAGAUUGUGGCGAUAGUGAGGAGAUGGAACAAAGAGAGGCGGAGUGGACAGAGACAGAUACUACUGCACACUGACGCUGCACAGGCUUUGGGCAAGAUUAAGGUCAGUGUAGAGGAGCUGGAUGUCGACUACCUCACUAUAGUAGGACACAAAUUCUAUGGCCCGCGGAUUGGAGCUCUGUUUGUCAAAGGACUAGAGGAUAAAUCCACACCCAUUUAUCCGAUGCUGUACGGGGGAGGGCAAGAGAGAGGCCUCAGAUCAGGCACUGAGAACACUGGUAUGAUUGCUGGGCUGGGAGAGGCUGCUCGACUGGUGGUGGAGAACUUGAGUCAGUACCAUGACUCAAUGAGGGAUGUCAGAGACUAUCUGGAGACUCAGCUAGCUGGAGCAUUUGGAGAGCGUGUUCAUUUCAAUGGAAGGUUCAUCUCAAGUGAACGCAUUCCUAACACCAGUAAUGUGUCCAUCAUUGGAGAUAACCUGAAAGGCAACCUUGUGCUGUCUAAACUGGAGAGGAGUCAGGCCAGUGUGGGGGCUGCCUGUCACUCUCAUGCAGUCAGCCAACCCUCUUCCAUUCUCCUGGCCUGUGGAGUGCCUCACCAAAUAGUCAUCAAUGCUCUUAGGUUGAGCAUGGGGAGAGACACCACUAGAACUGACAUUGACGCGUUUAUUAGAGAUCUUAAGAAUGCUGUCAGUAAACUAGAUCAAAUUUUGUAAAUAUUGUUGUUUUGUCUUAUUUUGAAUCACAAUGUUGUUUAUUACUAUAA
Halichondria panicea is the source of this 5262-nucleotide messenger RNA. RefSeq lists its product as uncharacterized. Gene Ontology annotation, cellular component: membrane. The transcript is spliced from 27 exons. The record is from RefSeq and is a predicted model, not a curated record. The coding region runs from base 173 to 5212 and encodes 1679 amino acids. NCBI's taxonomy places the organism in Eukaryota, Metazoa, Porifera, Demospongiae, Suberitida, Halichondriidae.